This is a messenger RNA of Alnus glutinosa, 1536 nucleotides long. RefSeq names its product ankyrin repeat-containing protein At5g02620-like. The record is from RefSeq and is a predicted model, not a curated record. Bases 288 to 1109 code for a protein of 273 amino acids. Gene Ontology annotation, molecular function: protein binding. The transcript has 2 exons. Lineage: Eukaryota; Viridiplantae; Streptophyta; Magnoliopsida; Fagales; Betulaceae.
UGGAAUAUUAAUUAAAUGAUUAAAUAAAUUAUUUUCUAUUGAUUUAAGUUUUUGUGAUAAUCGGUGAUUUGACCGUCUACCUUUACAACAAGGAAAUGACAUGCUAAUUUUCAUGCACUUUUCCAUUUUACAAUUCCUUGGAUUGUUGUUUUGAGUUACACAUGACCUUAUGAAUGCGUAAUUCAUGAUAUUCUUGAAGUGCAGAUCAAAGAUAUACGGCGAGGCAUAAAUACUAUUAACCCAAAGACCAUAUUGUGUGAAGAGAUAUCUAUAGGAGUCAUAAAAAGAUGGAUCCCUCCAGUUUGUCUGAAUCUCAAGUAUCUGUUAAUGCUAGUAAGCCCGAGCAAAACCAGAGCAUUACUUUCAUGGAUCGUGAUUCCUACAAUGCUGCAAUAAAAGGCAAAAUCGAGGUCUUCAAAAAUAUCGCCGAUCAUAAGUCUCUUGCCCUCCUACUAACUGCAAAUAAAAACACAAUCCUCCAUAUUUACAUCACAGCCCUCAAUUCCCAAUUAGAAUCAAGAACACCUAUUGCAAGAUUAGAAUCAACAACAACCCUCAAUACAGGAUCGGAAUCAACAACCAACUUUGUGGAAGAAAUUCUUGAAAUGUGUUCGCCAUUGUUAUGGCAAGCCAAUGUCAAAGGUGAAACUCCAUUGCACAUUGCGGCAAGGUACGGGCAUGAUGACAUAGUGAAAGUUCUAAUCAAAUAUUGUGCCAAAACUCCCCACCAAGACCUUGAAGGUGGGAUUGAACCAGUAAAGGAAAUGCUUAGGAUGACUAACAAAGAAAAAGACACGGCUUUACACGAGGCUGUACGUUUUCGUCACCUUAAGGUUGUAACAUUGUUGAUUGAAACAGACCCAAAAUUUUCAUAUUCUACUAAUGAUGCUGGUGAGACUCCUCUUUACAUAGCUGCCGAGAGAGGGUUUGAAGACGUGGUGAUCGAAAUUUUAGACGAAUGCAAAUCACCAAUGCAUGGCGGCGGCGGCCCCCUUGGUAGGAUGGCUUUGCAUGCUGCCGUAAUAUGGGGUGAUAAAUAUGAAGAUAUGACCACAAGAAUUCUGAAACAAGUUGAAGGUAUAAGUAGAACAGUUGACGAUAAGGAUUAGACUCCGCUUCACUUGGCUGCAUACUUAGGCCAUUCAGCCUUAGUAACACUGUUGUUGAAUGAUGAUAAAUAUGUAGCAUACAUGAAAGACAAAAACGGUAGGACAGCUCUUCAUAUUGCAAUUCAACGGGGUAAUGAUGAUAUAGUGAAGAGCAUUGUAUCAAGUUGUCCAGAUUGUUGCGAACUGGUUGAUAACAAAGGUUGGAAUGUACUCCAUUUUGCUAUCCCCGAAUGUCUUUCUUUUCCAAGUGAAAAGAGCAAACGUUUAGAGAUGAUCAUUGAUAUUAUCAGAGAAAAUUCAUGUCUCGACAACCUUUUGAAUGAGAAGAAUGCCGACGGGGAUACACCUCUUCAUUACUAUUUGAAAGAAGGUUGGCCAGCUGAGCAUUUUUUUUGUUACCCUCGACUGGACAAGAUGGCUUUCAACA